Durusdinium trenchii is the source of this 880-nucleotide messenger RNA. The record is from the annotation of a GenBank genome assembly. NCBI's taxonomy places the organism in Eukaryota, Dinophyceae, Suessiales, Symbiodiniaceae.
AUGCGUCUUCCAACGGAGGAUCCUGAUGAGGGCCAGGCUCGCACCACCAAAAGAGGCAGCGAGCAAGCCCCAGCGCUCAGCCCAAAUGCGCGAGCAAUGGACAAGACGCAGCAGAUCCCAAUUUCUUGCAUUUCCUUUUUUGCAAUCCUAGCGGCAGCAAGUGCCAUGUAUUGCCUCUACUUCAAGCCGUGGAUGAGCAUCAAUGCUGACCUGCAAGUGUCCCCGUACUUGAAUUUCCAGGAAAAACAGAUGCAGUGCCACAAGGGGUGCCGGCAACAUGAUGUGGCGAAUUCGCAUUGCCUUCAACAAUGCUUGCCACAGAAGCAAAAGUGUAUUGAUUCGCAAUGCGACAUGGACUCUGAGUCUUUUGAGUUUGCCGCUUGCGCAUUGAAGUGCCAUGCCUCCGAGUGUGAAGCAAAGUGCUCUAGCAGCGGCCAACGGGCCUCGCAGUGCCAUUUGUCCUGUACACCAGACCUGAGGACCCUGCCAGAGGACCCAGCUUGCGUCAAGGAAUGUGAGGCGAAGCACGAUGCUUCUUGCAUGGCUGGGUGCGCUGAGCUCACCAAGCAAUGCCUGGACAGCGAGUGCAUUGGCAGAAGCCACCAGGAGUAUGCUCAUUGCCAGUCGCGGUGCGAAUUGAAAAGCUGCGGUUCUUCCUGCCAGGAGGCACACAAAUCCUUCGAUGAGUGUUCAGCCCGCUGCUAUCCUCAGAGUCCAUCAGGCAAAGAAGCAAUGUUUGUUCCACCCUCUGUUCGAGCCGCGUCCAUGGCCUUUGUCCGCAUAAGCGAUUGCAAGAAGAUGCGCCGAGUGUACGAUGAUCGACACUUCAAGUGUUUGCAUAUUUGUGGUCCCAAGAUUGCAGCGUGUAUGCAGUCCACUU